ACUGGCAACUGGGUACUCUUGCUCGUCAUGUCCGCCAACAAACCUGAAGGGCGUCGCGAAGAUGCUCUCGCUAAGCAGCGCAUGCAGAUGCGAGAAGAAUUCGAGCGACAGAAGCAAACACUCAUCAACGAGACCGAGAAGGCACGCCCCUCUACAAAUCGCUUUGUGGGGCAGAAUGAUUCUAUGGAGGAGUCUCUAAAAAACAGCACCGUAGGACUGGUGCGUUUGGAGGACUUCCAGCAAAGGAGGAAAGAAUUGGAAGAGAAGAAAGCUAGGGAAGCAGCGAGAUCGAAUGAGUUGAAGGACGACGCGAGAAAGGCAAAAAAGCGCAAGAAGACAUCGAAGGCCACGCUUUCAUUUGCUAUGGACGACGCGCAAGAUGCCGACGUGUCCAGCGAUGCAGCGGGUGACCGUCGGGCUUCUCCCAGAAGAGAGCCCGACGACGUCGAGGACGGACAACCUGCGAAGCGAGGAAAGUUCAGAAAAAACCCCGACGUCGACACUUCAUUCCUUCCUGAUAGGGAGCGAGAGGAAGCUGAACGCAAGGAGCGCGAGCGGCUGCGCCUGGAGUGGCUGGUAAGGCAGGAGGAGGUAAAGCAAGAAGAGAUUGAAGUUGUAUAUUCCUAUUGGGAUGGGAGUGGACAUCGGAAAAGUGUUACGUGCAAGAAAGGCGAUGGAAUCGGUAGUUUCUUGGAAAAGUGUCGGCAACAAUUUCCAGAACUGAGAGGUGUCAGCGUUGACAACCUGAUGUAUAUCAAAGAGGACUUAAUCAUACCCCACCAUUACACAUUUUAUGACUUUAUCAUCAAUAAAGCACGCGGCAAAUCGGGGCCUCUAUUCAAUUUCGACGUUCACGAUGACGUCCGAUUGCUUGCAGACGCCACAAAGGAGAAGGACGAAUCCCAUGCUGGCAAAGUUGUUGAAAGAAGUUAUUAUCAAAGAAAUAAGCACAUAUUUCCGGCUUCUCGUUGGGAGGUUUUUGAUCCUGAAAAGAACUACGGCAAAUACACCGUUGCAUGAACUUCUUAUUAAAUACGAUUCUUUGCUAUGACUUGUAACCAAGUAGUGAAAAUGAUUUUAUUCAGCGUGGUUUAUGACUGG
Messenger RNA from Laccaria bicolor S238N-H82, 1101 nucleotides. RefSeq lists its product as uncharacterized. Lineage: Eukaryota; Fungi; Basidiomycota; Agaricomycetes; Agaricales; Hydnangiaceae. Gene Ontology annotation, biological process: chromatin organization. The record is from RefSeq and is a predicted model, not a curated record. The transcript is spliced from 6 exons. The coding region runs from base 28 to 1020 and encodes 330 amino acids. Gene Ontology annotation, cellular component: nucleus.